AUGCCUGUGGGGUUUUGUUUUGAGCCUUAUCGUUUAGAUGACGAUCCAAUACCUGUUGUAUCUUCAGUGAAGAAAAAUGUUCUAAUCUUAUUCGGUGUACUUACUGUUUUGUUCCUUUUCUUAACUAUUCUAUUAACAGUUUUGCUCGCCAUUGAAAAAGCGAAAAGCAAUCAACCAGUACCAGUUGAAAAUGAUGUAUGUUUAACACCGUUUUGUAUCAAAGCAGCUAAUUACUUAUUGGAAAGUAUCGAUGAGACGAUUGAACCGUGUGAGAAUUUUUAUCAAUUUUCAUGCGGGACUUGGCUUAGGAACAAUCGAAUACCUGAUGAUGCCGGCUCUCAAGAUACUUUCUAUGUGCUACGAACUCAAUUAGAGAAUAAUGUCGUCGAUAUCUUAACAUCGCCAUUACCCAAUGAUACAAUUCAUAUUAAAGCUAUCACUAAUGCUCGUCGUCUAUAUUCGUCGUGUGCCAACGAGGCUGCUAUUGAAUCAGCUGGUGUCGAUACCGUUCUAUCGAUCAUUGAUCAUGAACUUGGCGGUUGGCCAAUUCUGCAAGGUUCAUCAUGGAAUGAAACUCAAUUUAAUCUAUCUCAUCUAUUAGUUAAGCUACGUGAAUACAAUAAUAACAUUAUCUUUAUUUGUGUAACAUCAACAGACGAUAAGAAUUCUUCAGCUUAUUACAUUCGAGUUGGGCAAAGUGAACUUGGUCUUGAACAACGUCAAUAUUAUUUAAAUGAAUCCCAAGCAACUCGAGCAUAUCGACAAUUCAUCAAUGAUUUAGCAUUAGCUUUGUCGAACGACAGCACAACAAUCGAAGAUGAUGUUCGAGAUAUAUAUGAAUUCGAAAAAAAGAUAGCCAACUUUCAUUGGACACUUGCUGAACAACGAGCAAGACAAAACGAAACUGUUCGCACGACCAUUGGCAACCUUUCACGAGUCAUUAACACCACUUUUGACUUUGCCAAUAAUAUUCGUCAAAAUUAUCUAUUAGCUAAUGUUACACUACACGAUCAUGAUAAUGUUUCGAUCAGUGAAGUAGAGUAUCUGCGUAGUGUUUCGUUGAUCAUUUCUCAACAAUCACCACGCGUAUUGCAAAACUAUUUCAUUUGGCGAUUUAUGAUGAAUCGAGCAGGAAACAUGCCCAAACGUUAUCGAGCGAUACGAGAGCAAUUCGAUCGAGUCAUUCGUGGUACUACAGCUGAACGUCCACGUUCGAUAACAUGCGGAGUAUACGUCAAUACUCACAUGGGUUUUGCAGUAGCAAAACUGUAUAUCAAGAAACAUUUUGAUGAAAAUGCACGAAAUCAGUCAUUGGAAAUGAUUAGCGAUAUUCGAAGUGCGUUUAUUAAGAUGCUGAAUGAAUCAACAUGGAUGGAUGCUGUUUCGAAACGUAAAGCCAUUGAUAAGGCACUGAACAUUGAUGAAAAGAUCGGCUAUCCCGAAUUUUUAGGCAGUGAUAAUAUCACAGAACUAGAGGAAACUUAUACUGGAUACGAUUUCAAUGCAUCCUACAUUCACAACGUUCUCACUGUACUGAAACUAAAAGCAAAAGAAAACUUCAAAUUACUUCGCGCACCUAUCGAUCGUAAGGCAUGGGGUCCAAAUGCGCCAACCAUAGUCAAUGCGUUUUAUACUCCCUCGAAAAAUCAAAUAACUUUUCCAGCUGGUAUACUUCAAUCCCCAUUUUUUGAUAAAGAUGCACCAAAGUAUUUGAACUAUGGAGGAAUUGGUGCAGUUAUUGGCCAUGAAAUCACACAUGGUUUUGACGAUAAUGGUCGUCAAUUUGAUAAGGAUGGAAAUCGAAUACUCUGGUGGACACCUGAUACGAUCGAUCGAUUUAAUAAGCGUAAAAAAUGUAUUGUCGAUCAAUAUAGUGAAUACGUUCUCGAACAAAUUAAUACAACUAUCAAUGGUAAUCAAACUCAAGGAGAAAACAUAGCCGAUAAUGGAGGAAUCAAAGAAGCAUUCUAUGCUUAUCAAAAAUGGGCUCGAAAAAAUCGAUAUGCAGAUAAAAAAUUACCAGGUUUAACAAAAUACUCAGCUGAACAAAUGUUUUUUAUUAAUUAUGCACAAGUAUGGUGUGCAAAAACGACAGAUUCAUACGCGAUGAGUCGCAUUUUAACUGGUUAUCAUUCUCCAGGUCAAUUUCGAGUACUCGGUACAACGUCGAACUUUGAAGCGUUUGAUCGAGUGUUUCGCUGUAGACCAGGACAAGGUAAUAGUCGAACUAAUAAAUGUACUGUUUGGUAA
Molecule: messenger RNA, 2250 nt
Organism: Adineta ricciae
Lineage: Eukaryota; Metazoa; Rotifera; Eurotatoria; Adinetida; Adinetidae
Source: the annotation of a GenBank genome assembly